Macrobrachium nipponense is the source of this 2456-nucleotide messenger RNA. Its product is annotated as sodium/mannose cotransporter SLC5A10-like. NCBI's taxonomy places the organism in Eukaryota, Metazoa, Arthropoda, Malacostraca, Decapoda, Palaemonidae. Gene Ontology annotation, biological process: transmembrane transport. The record is from RefSeq and is a predicted model, not a curated record. Bases 592 to 2259 code for a protein of 555 amino acids. The transcript has 2 exons. Gene Ontology annotation, molecular function: D-glucose:sodium symporter activity. Gene Ontology annotation, cellular component: plasma membrane.
UAUCAAGAAAAUAAAAACGCAACUGAUACAGAAAAUAGUACCAUUCAUGUUUAUUCAAAGAAGAUGAGGCUGGGUCAAUGAAAACAGGAAAACACUCCAGAAUAGUUGCAAGUGCCAUGACCUUGGCAUAAAUAUCUUUCUUCCAAGACAAUAUAUUGCAGAGGUUACAAUGUUUGUCAACUACUCGUUGACUCUUGUGCAGAAAGUCACGCGACGUUUAGUGCAUUGGGAGGCGAAUUGAAGUCUAGACCUAGCUUUAGAAAGCUCUGCCAUACGAGCGCGGUUACAUGGCACAAGAGUACGUAGUUGUCGUGGUGGAGUAUUGCAGGUUUUCGUAGGAAAUGCAAAUCUGCCAAAAGCACCUUCCGUCAGCUUGAAGACUCGGAAAACAGUGACUGAUGUAAAGAUAAAGCUGUGACAGAAUCUUUAGAAUUACUUGAUCGUUACUCUCAAAAUAUGAUACCUAAAUCACUGAACAACGCAUGAAGCUAUAACACAUUACUGAUAAGUGUCCUUUUUGCAUAUUCCCAAUUAAACUUGCGCCGGCUUGUUAUAAACUACACAAGGAAUUCAUAGGCUGCAUUAUUCGAAAUGAGCACGGAAGGUAACUAUUCUGCCAGAGAUGUUGGAAACAUUUCAUUUCCAUUUAACAAUGGAAGUAAUUUCUCAGAAGAAAAAUUGGCUUUUGGCUUGCACAUAGUCGACGGUGCAAUCAUAAUCGCCUACUUGCUCUUUUCCAUAGGUAUGGGUAUUUACCUGGGCAGGAAACACGAAACAGCGGCUGAUUACUUUCUGGCAGGUCGAUCAACAACUUGGCCUUUUAUAGGGCUAUCGUUGUUUGCCUCUGAUGUUUCUAGCUCAUCCCUAGUUGGUCUUGCAGGCGACGCGUAUAGCACUGGAAUUUCUGUUUUUAAUUACGUGUGGAUGGCGUCGGUUUCUUUGAUAUUCGUUGCCGUUUUCUUCAUCCCCACCAUCCUAAGACUAGAACUAUACACAAUGCCGGAGUUUCUAGAACGUCGAUACAACGCUGCAACGAGGUACUACCUGUCCGGUCUAUCCGUGCUGAUCAGCAUCAUUGGUAGCACAGCAAGUGGCUUGUUUGCUGGGUCUUUGAUCAUGAAUAUGAUUUUCCCUCAACUAAAGGUGUGGCACUCAGUAGCCAUACUUGCAGUUAUAUCUGGGGCAUAUACAAUCAGUGGGGGGUUGAAGGCUGUGAUUUACACCGAUGCCUUCCAGUCAGUGGUUCUACUUCUUGGCUCCGUGUUGAUUUCAAUAUAUGCCCUGAUUGAGGCUGGAGGGUGGAGUGCCGUAAAAUCAGCAGUACCACCUGAGGCUCUCAGUCUGAUCAGACCAGUGGAUGACCCUGGCGUGCCCUGGACAGGUCUCAUUUCAGGUAUUCCAAUGCUUGGACUCUAUUAUUGGUGCUGCCACCAAACCAUUGCCCAGAGGAUUCUUAGUUCUAAGGAUUCUAAUCAAGGAAGAUUAGGUUGUUUGUUAGCAGGGCUCCUCAGGAUACCUGUGCUGUUUAUAAUGGUGUUACCAGGUACAAUGGCCAGGCUUAUCUACCCUGACUUGCCGAAAGCUGAUCUAGUUUAUCCAACCCUGUUGUUUCGACUCUUACCUACGGGAAUCCGGGGGAUCGUUUUAUCGGGUUUUUUAGCUGCUCUAAUGUCGCAGGUUGACUCUAUUCUCAACUCCACUUCAACUCUAGUCACGAUGGACUUCGUCAAGAAACUCAAGCCCGAACUGAAGGACAAGCAGCUCCUGAACAUCGGCAGGUUUGUAACUUUCCUCUUCAUAGUCAUCUCCGUUUGUUGGGCGCCAACGCUGCAGAAUUUUUCUUCUCUCUACAAAUUUUCACAGAAACUUCUGUCGUACAUGAUACCGCCUAUUGUUGCCGUGUACAUGGGCGGGUUCUUCUGGAAAGGGGCGAAUGUCUACGGAGCCAUCACGGCCCUCGUUCUUGGCAAUGUGUGGGGAGUGGCGCUCUUCGUCAUCAUUCAGGUUGUGGAAUUAUUCGAAAUGCACUUUCUGCACACGGCGAGCAUUUUGUUUGUCCUGUCGGCUCUGUCGCUGGUGGUCGUGAGUCUGAUCGUCGCCAAGCCUUGCACGGAAGACCAGCUGAAAGUGACCUGGUCCAUGGAACAGUUUGCUGAAGAGAUUAAAUCUUGCAAGGAAUUGCCGCUCUGGAAGAAUUACUUUCUUUACUGUGUGUUACUGAUGAUCGCUACUCUCGUGGUGAUAUGCUUCUUUUGGUGAGUGGCAGUGAAGAAGCAGAGGGUGAGCAGUUUGGAAUAUAGUGCCAAAGAUGACUGAAAAAUGAUUUAGCAGUGAACUAAUCAUGAACCUUACCAUUGUUAUUUAUUUGUAUUUAUCAUAGUAUUCUUUGCACUUACGCUCAUUAUCAUGUUGAUUUCUGGAAGAAGGAACGGUUUUUUUUAUUAAAGUAUGAUCAC